AUGGAACCCCACAAGCCUUGGCUGGCCGAUUUCAUCAAGUCCAGUCUCGAUGCGUGGUUCGGUGAACUUGAAGGAUGCCGCACUACCGACUAUCAGUUUCACAAGAUUGACGACAAACUGAAAGCAAGCUAUAGGGCGACAUGUUCCAGAACCGUGUACCUGCUGAAGCUGCCGAAACUUGGUACGAUAGAACCCUGCGGGGAGAUCUCUGACGGAACCCACAAGAUUGAAGCCAUCUUCACCAAGGGCACCGCAGUCGAAAUAAAACGGUCCGAUGCUCAGCAAGGGACACUCCUACACCUUACCAAUCCUGUCCUUCGCGUUACUCCUCAUGUCAACCCACCGAAACCCUUGCUCGAGAUUGCGGCCUACAGGAUUGUGAAUGAGACGGCCCAGCUGGAACAAGACCAUUCUUCUGGCUGCGCUGUCACUGAAGACAAAGAUGUACGCGAAAGGAUAUCCAAGUAUUGGGCCGUGAAGGAGCAGAAUCGUGCUCCGUUGACUCCCGCCUCAAGCGGCAGUCCCGACUCCUUCAAAUCACAGGUUGAUUUCAAUACCCAGGUAGACCAUGUGGAUAGAAAGCCUGGUGGUGAUCCUGAUGAAGAUGUCUCUCAUCAGUCAUUCUGUACACAGGCUCCCAACGGUUUCACUUACUGGAACACAACCACACAGAUAGAGUCGACCUCUAGCAACGGAAAUGGGCCUGCCACUAGGUGCGACGAGAAUCAAUCAGUGCCACCACCCCUGAGUAGACAAGGCUCAAUCGGCUCUUUAUAUGGUAGCCCUUCGAAACAAGCACAACGGUCUGCGCCAGGGGGGGAUCGCACCUUCGCUAGGGGUAGAAGCAUUACACCCCCUCACGAGUCUCUAUUGGCUCUACCAACGACAGAUGGCCCAGCAACAGGACUCGCAACCAGAGCUCUGUCACGGUCAACAAAUCCUAAUUCGCCAGGACUUCAAGUUACUCCGGUUCUCGCAACAAACCAUGACAAGAGCAGUCCUGUGGAGAUGUCUGAGCUAGGAGGCAACAUUCCUGGAUCUUCAAGACAGUCGGCAGAUCAAAACCAUGGAGAGAUACCUAAGCUAUCCACCAAAUCGAGUCCGGUAAGGCCGAAUGUUAUCUCAUCGGCUGAACAGCCUCUGGGCCACUUUAAUCGGUGGCAAAAAGAGGCACAAGCAGGCAGAUAUGUUCCCAGGCGCAUCCAACAGAUCCCGCGUCAGCAGGCACAGCUAUUGGCGUCCCUUUUGGAGUCUGGGGACUGUUGGCAACCGCCACUCGUGGGUCGCCCCCAGAGGCCAGGAGGGGUGCCUCUAGACCUCCUGGUACAACUCUCGGACGCUGCUGACAAUCGAGCGAGUGAUCUCGGCUCAUCUCUGGAGAUUGCAGCACCUGAUAUCUCAACGCAAGGUGUUUCGCCAGCGCAAGACUCAGGAGACGAGGAGUUGAAAUCAGGGGCCCCCAGUGAAGGAAAUGUGAGCGACUCUGAGGAGUUUGCCGAUUGGUCUCAGAGCCCACCAACUCAACUGCGGCGAGUCACUAGAUUACCGCCGAAUAGUCCGCCACUGGAUCUCACGCGACAGAAACAGCGUCCCCAUCUUGCUGGGAAUCCAAACGAGGGGAGCCCAUUGUGCAGUGGUCAAGAACCGUUGUCCAACAACCCUGCCGACCGGGAGCAAGGGCGCGAGGCUCAAUCAUUGUCCCGUGAACAUAGUCCCGGUCCUUUGGAAGCGAGUUCGCAUCAGAGUGUCAGUUCAAGACCAUCGCCUGCGGAGGUUCCACAAUCAGCGCAGUUACCGCAAGCUGACCCGAGUGAUAAGAGCUCGUCCCAAGAAGGGGUGCCUCCCAAGGUUGUUGGGAUACGAGGCAGCUCAAAGUCUGACGGGAUUCAAGUUGCGCGGACGCCCUACGGCGGGAAAGGACCCUAUUUUUCCCGUCUCGUGGGUGCCCAAAACGCUUUGACUAUUCAAAAGAAAAAGAUCAGUGAUGGAUAUCCAGCUUCGACCUUUGUCCCUGGGACCUACGACGAGCCAAGCUCAGGGGAGAUUGCUGCAGUGGCAGUGAUGGAACCAGGUAUCGAGGCUCUGCCCGCAGAUGAGGGCUCAAAUCCGACCGCGGGAUCGGCCCACAAUAGCCUCACUGCAGCACACUUUGCACCACAGGUGUUUCAAGCGACGGGGAUCGACCACACUCAUUCGGGCAAGACCCCGAUCCCUGCCCGCAACGUCAGUGCGGGAGAUGCUCUUUCUGUGAGCACUAGCUCUCAAGGAGUGGUCCACAGUCGUCUUGUAUCUGUACGAGGACAAGACCGUGCGGCAGAGAAUGGUUUCCAGCCUUCAAUCAGUUCUGACAACGACGGAAACCCUCCAUCACCGGCUGUGUCUGCAAGCCGUGAACCAAUUUCUUCUGUAUCGGCAAAACGAAAGCGCACAGACUCGAAAGGCCGCAAUGCUCCCGUCAAAAAGCUACGGCAAGAGCAAGAAACCGCUGACAGCGAUCUCAAAAAUGAAGAGAUCGUUGAGAAGGCAUCCGAAGAUCAUAGACAGCGACGAGGUCAGAUUGACAGGCUCGAGAACUCUCUGCGACGUCCUGCUUCAGAGCCGAGGAUGACUGUGGGCCGCGACAGUGAGACUUUGGCGUCUGAGCAAGCGAAGCAACACCAUCCGGUAACCUUGCGAUCGACUGGCGAGCCUCAGUUGUUGACAAGUCGAUCUCCUCGGUCGUCACGAAUUGAUACAGACAGCCCCACGAGCCUUGUGGGACCAGCACCGGGGCACAGACGACAGGAUCAACCGCUAGACUCUACGACCCUCGCAUUGCGGCGGACGUCGACUCCCAUCACCGGUCAAUCUGCGUAUGGUGGAGUUGACGAGGAGAACAAGUCAACUGGGGCUGAUAGUCUUUUCGUCAGAUAUCGCACGGCGUACCCCGACUAUGCCGGGAGCGUGGAUGAUUUUCUCAACUCAUUCUGUUUUGUCAAGGAGAUCUGGGUCCGCAUGCCGUGGCCCAAGGCGAUUCAUCAGUCGCAUCUCGAUGAUGCAGUCUUUCACCAUUUCCACAGCUAUCAGCCGUAUACAAGGACCGCAGGUACGGCAGCUGUAGGUUUUGUUGAAUUUUUCCACGGUAUUGAAGACCCCAGCCAUCAUCAAAGGAUCAUUAGACCUUGGAUGCUGGAAAAGGUGCCAGGACGAGGAGGGACCCCGAGGAGAUCGAUUGUGGGUGAGCCCUCAAUACAUGAACGAGGGCAGUUUUUCCCCACGGCGCCGGUCCUGUCAGCCAAGACAGCAAACCUAUUGGUCAUGAACGAGUUGACUGCAGUGCAACAAGGGCAGUUUCAACAUGUAGCCCGAGGCGAGGAAGAGGCUGUUGGGAGUUGCAUGGAUUCGAUCGAAAGAUGGCGUGAAGAUGCAGCUCGUACAGCAUCGCCUGAACUAGGAACACCAGAUGUCGACAGGAGUCUUUCACGACGGACAACACCAAACCAAGAAUUUCUAGACCCUGCGACCAUUGCCUCGAUACCUGCUGUCUCGGCUAAACCACAGGAGUAUCGUGAAGUAUCGACGGGUCUGUUCGUCAAGCCACCGAAGCGCGUCAUAGAAGUCACAGCAGGUUCCGUGAAAGCCGUCUCCCGCAAGAGCUCGUCGGUGCGGACGAAGAAGCGAACGUCGAUGCGGGAUUUUUGGAGAGGGACAGGCACGGCCUUCACGCAAUUUGAACAGCAGUACGCGAGGUCGACUACGAAGAAGACAGUCAGGGCUUUCAGCGAGACGCUAGGUACUUCGUCUGGGGGAGGAAAGAGAUCAAGAUAG
This is a messenger RNA of Fonsecaea nubica, 3807 nucleotides long. RefSeq lists its product as hypothetical. The record is from RefSeq and is a predicted model, not a curated record. The coding region runs from base 1 to 3807 and encodes 1268 amino acids. Lineage: Eukaryota; Fungi; Ascomycota; Eurotiomycetes; Chaetothyriales; Herpotrichiellaceae. The transcript is spliced from 2 exons.